GUGGAGCGCAGCGACAGCGGGAGGAAAGUCCCGCCUGCGGGUGCCGGUGUGUUUGAGUCAGGUCAGAGAUGGAUGCUGCCGUCGCUGUCCGCGGGCUUGUGGGCUCGGUUCUGUCGGUCCUGCUGCUACUGAGCUCCGGCUGCGGUGCCAAAGAACCGGAACUGAACCACGUGACCUGCGGCUCCCUGGUGAAGCUGCUGAACACGCGCCAUAACGUCCGACUGCACUCACACGACGUCAAAUACGGCUCAGGCAGCGGGCAGCAGUCUGUAACUGGGGUGGAGAACGCUGAAGAUGCCAACAGUUACUGGCAGAUCCGGGGGAAACCGGACCGUCCGUGUCAGCGCGGGUCGCCCAUCAAGUGCGGUCAGGCCAUCCGCAUCACGCACAUGAAGACGGGUCGGAACCUCCACUCGCAUCACUUCAGCUCCCCGCUGUCCAACAACCAGGAGGUCAGCGCCUUUGGAGAGAACGGCCAGGGCGACGACCUGGACGUGUGGACGGUGCAGUGUGACGGCGUGCUGUGGGAGCGCGACGAGGCUGUGCGCUUUAAGCACGUGGGCACGGAGGUGUUCCUGAGCGUCACGGGCGAGCAGUACGGACACCCCAUCCGGGGCCAGCGCGAGGUGCACGGCAUGAACUCCCCCGGCCAGCACAGCUGGUGGCGCACCAUGGAGGGGGUCUUCAUCCAGCCCAGCAUGGAGCCGCUGCGCCACGACGAACUCUGACAUCCCGGAUGUAAAUGCAGACUGCUGACGCCGCGCCUGGCGUGGGGGGUGGGGGUUAUGGUCGGGGUGGUUUAGAUGCUCCAAAAAAAUGUUGUUUGUUUUAUGAACUUAAGGAUGAAGGAAGACGUGAACAGCAUCCAUGUUGAACUCCAGAGGAGCUUUGGGAUUGGCUCAGCUUCACUGAGACUUUAGCGUCCUGCAGGGGGCGCCACAUUCCCUCAUCGUCCUGUGGGGCGCCUCAUUCCCUCAUCGUCCUGCAGGGGGCGCCACAUUCCGUCAUUGUCCUCGGCUGCCGACUUCAGACUGAAACCGGUUUUUAAGGUCCCAUUUGUAGUUUUUCAGCA
Messenger RNA from Oryzias melastigma (Indian medaka), 1072 nucleotides. It is a transcript of the gene sdf2l1, whose product is annotated as stromal cell-derived factor 2-like 1. The transcript is spliced from 3 exons. Bases 69 to 728 code for a protein of 219 amino acids. NCBI's taxonomy places the organism in Eukaryota, Metazoa, Chordata, Actinopteri, Beloniformes, Adrianichthyidae. The record is from RefSeq and is a predicted model, not a curated record.